Molecule: messenger RNA, 2085 nt
Organism: Mizuhopecten yessoensis (Yesso scallop)
Lineage: Eukaryota; Metazoa; Mollusca; Bivalvia; Pectinida; Pectinidae
Product: putative ammonium transporter 2
Exons: 9
Coding region: 1-2085 (694 amino acids)
Biological process (GO): ammonium homeostasis; ammonium transmembrane transport
Cellular component (GO): membrane
Molecular function (GO): ammonium channel activity
Source: RefSeq, a predicted model, not a curated record
AUGAGUACCGUUAGUACGGACAACGUGUCAAGCACAUACACCACCACUAACAUGGGUGUCGGAAGCAUUGGACCGAUCACCUGGGACGAUGCUACAUGGAUCCUUACAAGCUCGUUUAUUAUUUUCACAAUGCAAUCAGGUUUUGGACUACUGGAAGUUGGGUGUGUUUCGGGAAGGAACGAAGUGAACAUCAUGAUGAAGAACGCUGUAGAUGUUAUAUUUGGAGGCCUCUCCUACUGGGCCGUAGGAUUCGGUCUCAGUUUUGGGAUGGAUUAUGGUUCGAACCCUUUCUGCGGUGUCGGUUCAUUCUUCGUUGACUCGUCUGACGAACGCAUGGGUCUUCUAUUUGCCACGUUUGUUUUCCAGUUGUCAUUCGCUACCACAGCAACAACCAUAGUCUCUGGAGCUAUGGCAGAGCGAACCAAAAUGACGGCUUAUAUCCUGUUUUCGAUAACGAACACAGUGGUAUACUGUAUACCUGCGCAUUGGGAAUGGGCGACAAAUGGGUUCCUGAGAACCAUGGGAUGUGUCGACAUUGCAGGUUCCGGUGCUGUGCAUCUCACUGGUGGUAUGUCUGCUAUGGUGGCCGCCAUCAUUCUUAAACCCCGUUUGGGAAGAUACGACAAAGGAACAGGUCAGAAAACGCCACCGAAUCCAGUCAGUGCCCUCGUUGGCAUGUUUAUGCUUUGGUGGGGUUGGCUGGCCUUUAAUUGCGGUAGUACUUUUGGGAUAUCCGGUGGAAAAUGGAAACUUGCAGCAAAAUCAGCCGUCACAACACUUAUUGGAUCUAUGGGAGGAGGUGCCACCGGCGUCAUUAUAUCGUACAUCAUCAGCCGGAAGUACGCCGUCGACUACCUGGUGAACUGUGUACUCUGUGCUCUAGUGUCCAUCACAGCCGGCUGUGCCGUGAUCAGACCGUGGGAAGCCCUCCUCAUUGGAGCUAUAGGAGGAGUCAUUUGUAUCGGUUCGACCAAACUCAUGGACAAAAUGAGGAUCGAUGAUCCUGUGGGAGCGACUGCCGUACACGGGGCAGGUGGAAUAUGGGGCAUGCUAGCAGUCGGCUUGUUUGCCGAGAAUGAACCGUUGGAGAAUACAACCCAAGGACGGGCUGGAGUGUUUCACGGGGGAGGUUUCUACUUGAUGGGAAUACAAAUGCUCUCGAUUGUUUGUCUAGUAGCGUGGAGUGCAGUGACCUCAUUUCUACUACUUAUGGUUAUCAAGUACACAGUGGGCCUUCGUCUGAGUGAGGAGGAGGAGCGUCUUGGUGCGGACAUCGUCGAACACAACAUUGGUGCGGAUAUGUAUGGAGGUCAGUUCCUUGGUAGACCGGACAGUGUCUGUGCACUGGGUCGACGAGACACGCUUCUGCCAUGUAACCAGGUCCCUAAUGGCGAAACAACAGCCGGCGACACCAACGACUCCACGAGACGCCGGGACUCUGUUGCUUCCAGAAAGUUAAAGACCGUGUCUCCCGGGCCGGUUCAACAGCAACGCAGACCGCUUCGACGGCAGGACAAAGUAGUGCCUGAUAGUAUACCAGGCCAGUGUAUUCUGUACCAAGAGAACCAAGCCACCACGAGCAAUCCUAAAAGAACCAAGCCAUCGCGAGCAUCCCCAAGAUACCAAACCUUCACUAGCAUCUCCAAAGGAGCCAAGCCGUCACGAGCAUCCCCAAGGCAACCAAGCCAUCACGCGCAUCCCAAUAGAAACCAAGCCAUCAUGAGCAUUCCCAAGGCAAACGGCCUUCGCGAACAUCUCCGAAGGAGCGAAGCCGACACGUGCAUCCCCAAGGGAAUCAAGCCUUCACGAGCAUCCCCAAUGCAACCAAGCCAUCACAAGCGUUCCCUUGAGAGAAAAGGCAUAACAAGCAUCCCAAAGGGAACCAAGCCAUCACAAGCACUCCCAAGGCAACCAAGCCUUCACGAGCAUUCCCAAGAGAACCAAGUCAUCACGUGCAUCCCCAAGGGAACCAUGCCUUCACGAGCAUCUCCAAGGGAACCAAGCCAUCACGAGCAUCCCCAAGGCAACCAAGCCUUCACGAGCAUCCCCAAGAGAACCAAGCCAUCACGUGCAUCCCAAAGGUAA